AUGCGUUUCUCUCUCGCCGCACUCCUCGCCAUGACAACAGUCGCCCUGGCCACUACUACUCCCCAAGCCAGCACGACGACGGGCGGCGUCAAAGCCGCUGCCACGAAGAGCAACUCAGCAUCCGCCAAGGCGACUUCGACUACCACUCACAGCAAGAAUGCUGGUCCCAGGGAGACUGCGGCUGUCGCCCUCGGCGUCAUGCUUGGCGGAAUGGGCCUGGUUGUCAAUAUGUAA
This is a messenger RNA of Colletotrichum abscissum, 234 nucleotides long. RefSeq lists its product as uncharacterized. The transcript has 2 exons. NCBI's taxonomy places the organism in Eukaryota, Fungi, Ascomycota, Sordariomycetes, Glomerellales, Glomerellaceae. The coding region runs from base 1 to 234 and encodes 77 amino acids. The record is from RefSeq and is a predicted model, not a curated record.